AUGAAGGCAGUCCAGGUCUCCAAGUUUGCGCACCCCCGCGACAUUGCGGUCAGCGAGGUCGCCAAGCCCGUCCCCAAGGCCGGGGAGGUGCUUGUCGAGAUCAGCGCGACGGGUCUCAACUUCUUCGACAUCCUCCAGUCGCAGGGAAAGUACCAGAACCAGCCGCCUAUGCCGUUCAUUCUCGGUGCCGAGUUCGCUGGCCGUGUCGCCAAGGACUCGCCCAUUCCCGCUGGUUGCAAGUUCAAGGCAGGAGACCGCGUGUUCGGGUAUGCGCAGGGGUCGCAUGCUGAAUUCGUCGCUGUCGAGCAUGACAAGCUGCUCGCUGUGCCCCCCAACAUUUCGUUGGCACAGGCUGCUGGAUUGUACCUCACCUACCCUACGUCUUACGAGGGCCUCGUCGGCCGUGCCAACACUCAGCCCGGAGAGUGGGUGCUCGUCCACGCCGCCGCCGGCGGUGUCGGCCUCGCGGCCUGCCAGAUCGCGAAGGUCCUCGGGGCCAAGGUUAUUGCGUGCGUCGGAUCGCCUGCCAAGGGCAAGGUCGCGCGUGAACAGGGCGGCGCCGACUACGUCGUCGACUACACCAAGGCCGGGUGGCAGGACGAGGUCAAGAAGAUUACAAACGGCCACGGCGCCGACGUUGUCUACGACCCUGUCGGCAUGCUCAUCCCGUCGCUCAAGUGCAUUGCGUGGAAUGGACGACUUGUUGUCGUCGGCUUCGUCGCUGGCACGAUUGAGAAGGUGCCAGCCAACCUUGUGCUGCUGAAGAACUGCAGCAUCGUUGGCCUGUUCUGGGGAGCGACUGCUAUCCGCGACCCGCCCCGCUACAAGUUUGUCAUCCAGGAGACGCUACGCAUGGUCGCAGAGGGCAAGCUCACGCCGACCGUCUUCGAGCCCGUGUACGAGGGUCUCGAGGGCGUCACAAAGGGCCUCAUCGACCUUGAAAACCGCAAGACGUACGGCAAGGUCGUUGUCAGCGUGAAGAAGGACGCCAAGCUCUAG
Messenger RNA from Cutaneotrichosporon cavernicola, 999 nucleotides. RefSeq lists its product as uncharacterized. Bases 1 to 999 code for a protein of 332 amino acids. Gene Ontology annotation, molecular function: zinc ion binding; oxidoreductase activity. Gene Ontology annotation, cellular component: mitochondrion. Lineage: Eukaryota; Fungi; Basidiomycota; Tremellomycetes; Trichosporonales; Trichosporonaceae. The transcript has 5 exons. The record is from RefSeq and is a predicted model, not a curated record.